Molecule: messenger RNA, 2717 nt
Organism: Gadus chalcogrammus (walleye pollock)
Lineage: Eukaryota; Metazoa; Chordata; Actinopteri; Gadiformes; Gadidae
Gene: setmar
Product: SET domain and mariner transposase fusion gene
Exons: 2
Coding region: 87-986 (299 amino acids)
Cellular component (GO): nucleus
Molecular function (GO): protein binding; zinc ion binding; histone methyltransferase activity
Source: RefSeq, a predicted model, not a curated record
UUUUUAAAUUUCUCUCCCACUACCUUCACAUUCAACUUCCCGUAGCAAACGAUGCUACUACAGAUAAUACAUAAUAUUCGGCAGUUAUGCUUUUUCAAAGCGCAUGUGUUGUCGAUUUGAGUAAAGGUCAGGAAAAUGUUCCGAUUACAAUAGACGGAGAUUUUAACCAAGUGGAAUACCCUGCAUUUCAGUAUUCACCAGGAAACGUACAGGGACCAGGCUGUGAAAUUGACCCAGGCGAAAUCACCCUCCCUGGCUGCUCCUGCCUCAGCCAGUCCUGCGUGGAUGAGAGCUGCUCUUGCCUGAAGACCUACGGGCAAGCCUACGACAGCUCUGGCCUACUCCUGGACCGCUACAUGGCGGACGGCGCCUACUGCGCCCCCGUGUUUGAGUGCAACGCCCUCUGCGCCUGCAGCGAGGCCUGCUCCAAUCGUGUAGUGGAGAGAGGCCUCGGCUUCCGCCUGCAAGUCUUCCUCACGAGGGAGAGGGGCUGGGGGGUGCGCACCCCUGAGCUCAUCCACCAGGGGUCGUUUGUGUGCGAAUACGCCGGGGAGGUGAUCGGCCGGGAUGAGGCCAGGCGCAGACAACUCUCCCAGGGGCCCGGGGACAACAACUACAUCAUAGCGGUCAGGGAGCACGCAGGACCGGCCUCCGUCACAGAGACCUUCGUGGACCCGGCCAGGGUCGGGAACGUGGGACGCUUUCUGAACCACUCAUGUCGCCCCAACUUGGUGAUGGUGCCCGUGCGCAUGCAUUCGGCGCUCCCCCACCUGGCGCUGUUUGCGUGCCGGGACAUCUGUUCCGGCAAGGAGCUGACGUUCGACUACUCCGGCGGGGGAAGCAGAGAUGGAGAUACGUCGAGGGGGAGCCAGGCAGCUAUUGAGGCUAGUAGGACGCAUGGGCUUCAGAGGAAAGCAUGUUACUGUCGUGCCCAGAACUGUUCUGGGUUCCUUCCCCUGGACACAAGCGUGCUCUCUAACUUGUGACCAAUGGAGCACCCUGCAGAGCAGCUGUCAGGAUCUGUCAUUUGCACAUUUAGGUCACUUGAUAUGAAUCUUGACCUUGUUUCAGUGUGGUUUGCCGAUAUGUUUUCAGUAAUGGCUAUCAAACAUCUAUUGGCUAUAUUAGCUUUAAGUAACACACUGUUGUACAGAUCGUGGUCAAGAGACAAUCUUCGGCUAGGUACAAAAUAUUCCAGAAAAUAAACAAAAAAUAACAAAAGUUUGACCUGCUAUAUUCUGUUAUGUGUCUGCUUCUUGAAUUAUAUUUUCUUUUCAGACAUCAGAGAAUCCUCUAUCUAUAUAGGGCAGGUCGUGCUGGAAUCUAAAGGCCUCUAUGUUAUCUUCCCCAGGGCAACUAUGGUUUUCCUAAUGCUGUAUCCGACAGCUUGACCGUCAAGGUAUAUACUUUUAUAUGCAUAGGUAUGGAUAUUUAUUCCUACCGAUUUGCAUUUCAAAUUUCAAUGCCAAAGUCAGGUUUCAGACACUGUGUUGCUUUUUUUUUUCAAAUCAAGUCCCCUUGAAGACAUUCUCUUGUAUCCAAUGGUGCGCAUACCCCCAGAGAGUCUUUAGCAAUUAGCAAAAGACCAGAGGGUGUUGUUUUUAAUAUAGCAACCAGUUCUAUUCCCUCAUCAGACGUGGGGCCAAGGUGUCCCAGUUUACUGUGACCGUUCUCGGAUCAGAACUCUCUCUGAUCAAACUGCUCCCUUUCCACACCAGACCUGCCUUCCUCUUUAUUAAUAUCCACAUCUGGGUUAAUUGCGAGCGAGACCGCCAGAAAUGAGACCAAGGGGGCUGGCAGUUGGAUGGGAAUGCAGAGAGACCUCAUAGGGGGGGCUUGAUGGAAGACCGGGUCGUAGCUCUCUAGACCCUGGAGCACAUAAAUGCUUUUAUUAUUUUUAAAUUUGAGAAAUAAAUGUUAAUAAAAAUACAUUAACAAUUUUGUCUAAUUCUUCCACUAUUUAUAGAUAAUCUCUUCACACUACCAGCCUACUCAUUUCUGAUUAUUAAAGUUUUUCUGGUUGUCACCUACGUUUUUCCUGAAUGGUGGUCUACUGCUGUAUAUACACGUCGCAUGAGGAAGGAGAUUCCACAGCCCAAAGAAUCCACCCUUCCUCCAACAAGAAUCCCCGUACCUAAUCCGUGACUCAUGCCGUUUGUAAAUUUGCUUUCACUUCGAAUCCCCAUAGCAACGCAUUAUGUGUACAGUAGGUGAUUGGACGUCGGCUGUUCACAGAAGGCUGUGGGGCUGCGUUUAGGAGCCCGGCUUGAAUUGCAGUGCCUCCUCUCUUGGUCAGUCACCUAGCAACCAGCCGUUGAUCACACAACGGUGGACUUCCUCCUUGUGGGGACAUUCAUACUGGGAAGAGGAACACAAAAUCCAGAUGUCUGGAUUCAGAGCAAUGUUGGAUUAGAUGAGGCUCUUCUCUGUUUGUCUUUAAAUAUGGGAAUCGUAAAGGGUUUAUUAUGUAUGUUGCUUAAGACAUUGUUCAUCCAUCCAAUGUUAAGUGCAGUGUUAACAAACAUUGUAUAUUGUUAUCAGAAUCAGAAUUUGUUUGCAGGUGAUAUGAAGAAUAAUAUUAAAAAAAUUACUGUGAAGUGUUGAACUGUAGUGGAUAUACAAAAAAUAUAUAUUAAAGAGGCAAUCUUGAAUAUUUAGUAUUUAUCGCUGAAUGAGGUAAGACACUGAUGAUUGAUCCUAUGGCCCACUGAUUAAAG